This is a messenger RNA of Physcomitrium patens, 2508 nucleotides long. RefSeq lists its product as uncharacterized. The record is from RefSeq and is a predicted model, not a curated record. Lineage: Eukaryota; Viridiplantae; Streptophyta; Bryopsida; Funariales; Funariaceae.
GAAAUUAGUGUUAAAGUGGCAGAGAUGCUCUAUUCCCAAGUGGGUGUGAAUGGCUUACGGUAAUGUCGCACGCGAUGGGGUUUUUGAAGGUCCUUUCUCCGGUCAUCCCAGAAAGACAGCGAGGGGUAGCCGGUCAACUAUGGAGUUAGGAGGUGAACCGGGUGCCCUGAGCCUUUUCCUCAGAUGAACCGACUUCGUCCCGCCCACCGAUGUGCAGAUGAGGGUUGUUUCGAGGACAGCGACUUGGAAGAGUUUUGACUUAUGCAUUCGAGGCGUGUGGGUGGGGUUUGAAAUCGAAGACCUGCCUGCCGAGGUUUUUUCUCGAGAUCGGAUGAGAGUUAAUGUGUGCCAUUCGUGAGCAGUUCGGGACAGGGGCGGAAGAAAAUGACGAGAUGAUGGAGUCUGAGAUGUGAUUGAUGGGCAUUGCAUCGUUUAGUGGGUGGGUUGAUUGAUGUGGAGUGUUGCAGAGUUGGGUUAUGGGUGCUUUACAUGGAUUGUCUGGUAGAAGGGUGGAGGUAACUGCACGAACAAUUACUAGAGGAAGCUGUGAAGUGGUUUUGAAGCCUCGGUAGUGUAUGUGGUGAUGGAGGCUGGUACCAGUAGCUCGAGUGGUUUGCUAUUGAGAUUCUUGAAACCGGGCGAUAUGGCUUCCACAUCCAGAGGGAAUUUCGUGAUUUCUUCAGAGGGAACCGCAUCCGUUUCCGAAGAGCAUUUUCCCAGGAGUGACAGUGUCCCGAAUCUCGAGGAUCUGAUUGCGGGUGAUUCUCGACUAGAAGAGCUUUUCAAAGGGGACUCCGCGGUUUUGCUGACAAAACAAUGCGAACAAGGAGAGGGUGGCGACGAUACGGAUGAUGAGGAUGAAGGUGAAGAGGUUGCCGAUCAUACGGGACUGAUUGGGCCAUGCUGUGACCGUGGGCAUGUGCUUAGGUUUUUGACUGUGCCUCCAUAUCGAACCGGAGCCUUCGACUGCAACGUAUGUUCCCAGAGAGGAACUGGUCAAGUAUAUCACUGUGAGACGUGUCUGUUUGAUCUGUGCCCUAGGUGUGCCGUGAGGACUGCCUCUCCAGUGAUGGAAUCGGAAUGGAAUCCUUCAUCAUCGUUAGCUUCUUCUAUCUCCGCGCUGGAAAUACCACCAAGCUGGGGACAACCUCUUCUUGGCUGCUGCGAUCGAUCCCACACUCUUGAAAUUCUGGAAUCUGCGCCGUAUGAAAAUGGAGUUUACAUGUGUAAUUUGUGUCUGCGAACGGGUGAAGCGGAAGUUUACCAUUGCACUCUAUGUACAGAUUUCGAUCUUCACCCAGAAUGUGCUAGAAUUACGAGAGAGAUUAUGUCCUUCACGCAUCCGCACCGGUUAGUCUUACAACCUCCAUACAGUCGCGGCCGUAAUGCCAUGUGUGACGGAUGUCUUGAAAUUUUAGGGGGUUCGCAGUGGACAUACAGAUGCAGCACCUCGGGCUGCGAUUUUGACCUACACGCUCGUUGUGCAAAAUAUGCAAGGACAAUCUUGCAUCCCAUCCAUGAAGAGCAUGAGCUUGUUCUCAUAAACGAGUCGACGGCUGGGCCGAACAGCCAUGUGAUGUGUGAUGCAUGCGACGGAGCUGUGGAUCUAAAAGAACUUGUAUAUCACUGCGAAGAAUGCGGAUUCGACCUUCAUCCUACUUGUGCUAUAGGGUCUGAUGUAGUGCACAGCUGAUCAAGACUUCUCCUCCUAAAGCUGUGAUAAACAGGGGAGACAUCGAACCAGAUUUUUAUCCACAACAUGCUUUAAUAGACGUUUUUGGAAGUGUAUGCUUACCCAUGUGGAAUGGGUGAAGCUCUCUCGUUUACGAUACUGGGCUACCUGACGCGAUCUACAAUUUUGUAGCUUAAGUUAACUGUUGGUAAUUCGUUCUGUUUCGUUCUAUUUGGUAGCGAUAUGUGGAUGUUGAAAGCUGGAAUCGAUUGUUGACGGGAGAUCUGAUAGGAAUUUUCUAGCUUUGUCUUCGUCUAACUCACGUCGAACUGCUGAACAUGGAAACUUAGUUACGCUUUUGGACAUUGUGACUUGUCCUACAAAAAUACAAGUUCGAGGGAGAUGGUAAUCUAUUUCCUUGUCUAGGGUAUGCUUCUUUCAUAAGGACAAUGACAAGGUAGUACUCAGACAACAAAUUACUUCGCUUCAACUUAUAUUCCCUUCAUGCAUGUGCACUUUCACAAGUUUCUACAUCUACACUACACGGUGUGAAGUGGAUAGCUUGAGUGUGUUGCGAGUAAAGUACUUGUCAACUGAGUUUGUUACUCGUAGUAGAGUUACUUAGAGAUUUACUCCUUCAAAUAGGUUGGAUCAGAUCCGUUUUCCAUAUUGACGAAGCUCACUGAUACAUACCUAGGGCGGGGCAGAUUUGAAUAUAUCUAUGGGUCAGGAAAAAUAUCCUUUGUACUCUAGUUCUUCAGUUAGAAAGCAUCAAAUAAAGAGUUUCAAAGCUGGUAUCGGAUACAUUCCGGCAUUGGAUGUCCUCAUUAAGCAAA